This is a messenger RNA of Meleagris gallopavo (turkey), 2525 nucleotides long. The record is from RefSeq and is a predicted model, not a curated record. Lineage: Eukaryota; Metazoa; Chordata; Aves; Galliformes; Phasianidae.
GUGAGAAAACAGCCUCUGUUUGUAUUGCAGAGCCUCAGACAGCCAGCCUUGCAGAACUGCAGCAGAUGAAGCUGUUCCUGAAGCUGCUGAAGAAGCAGGAGAAAGAGCUGAAGGAGCUGGAGCGGAAGGGAAGUAAACGGAGAGAAGAGUUGCUACAGAAAUACUCUGUUCUCUUUUUGGAACCUGUCUACCCCAGAGGCAAAAAAAGAUCCAUGCACUCCAGGAAAACCCAGAAGAAGAGGAGUUUGACGACAGGUGAUGUUGGUACCUGCAUGCAACCUGUAGAAAUGGCAGAAAAGCUUGAUAGCCAAGUUGUGGAACUGAAAGAGAGGCUGGAGAUGGAGCUUAUCCACCUGGGGGAAGAAUACCAUGAUGGAAUUCGAAGAAGGAAAGAGCAGCAUGCCACAGAGCAAACGGCCAAGAUUACAGAGCUAGCCAGAGAGAAGCAGAUAGCUGAGCUGAAGGCACUGAAGGAGUCAUCAGAAAGCAACAUUAAAGACAUUAAGAAGAAGCUGGAGGCGAAACGAUUAGACAGAAUCCAAGUCAUGAUGAGGAGUACUAGCGACAAGGCUGCUCAGGAGAGGUUGAAGAAAGAAAUUAAUAACUCUCACAUCCAGGAAGUGGUCCAAACAAUCAAACUGCUGACAGAAAAGACAGCCAGGUAUCAGCAGAAGCUGGAAGAGAAACAGGCAGAGAAUCUGAGAGCAAUUCAAGAGAAAGAAGGCCAGCUCCAACAGGAGGCAGUGGCAGAAUACGAGGAGAAAUUGAAAACUCUGACUGUGGAGGUGCAGGAGGUGGUAAAGAACUAUAUGAAAGAAGUCUUUCCUGAUGGGCCAGAGAUUCAAAAGGAAGCAGUUCUGAGCAUUCCUGUAGAAGAACAAGGUUCUACAAACCAACUGGAAGAGAAGAUCCCAGGGGCAGAGGUGCCAAGACUGACAGCAGCUACGACUGAGCCUCCAGGAGCUGAAACAGACAUCAAUAUUGAGGAAAGCAUACUGUGAGCAAUGCUUCCCUUGCUGUUCCACUUCAGACAUGUUUAUGGACAUGUGUAGUGAUGUUAAAGACCAGCUUGACAAACUACUCUCUCUUUCCAUGCUGGAUAACUCCUGAAAUCCUUCAGGAAUUUACUACUUUGUCAUUCUAGGAAUUGGAAACAGUCUGAGGAGCUCACCUUCAGCGAGUACUUCACUCUCCUUAGCACUAAGGUGUAUUUCACCAGUGGAGCUGAAGACAAGCUGGUUGUUGACACUGACAACAGCAUCUACAUUAAUAUUUUGGCCUGGGUUCAGUUGCCAGUUUUCAAAGCAAGAUCCCUCAUUGCCCAUUAUGUUCACAUCAUAGCAAUCUCAGAACUAGAUCCCUCUAAACAAAACAUAACUCUCCAACAGUUCACUGACAGUGCUCAACCAGCUGAGAGCCAGCCUGGAAAAAAGCCCCUGAACUGCAUGCAGUGGAAGUGCCAGAGGCUCAGGAGAAACUGUUGCUCCCGAAAGUGGCAUUCCACUUGGCAACAGUACCUUCUAACAGGUAACUACCUACUACAGCCCCUUUGUAGGAGGAAAUGUCAGUUUUAAUCUCCUAUCUUUUUGUUUCUUAGCAUGCCACUUCCUUGCACAACCAGUGGGGGCCUCCUAGUUGUUUUUUUCUUCCCCCACAGUAAGAUGAGGAUAGUUUUCAGUACACUGCUAUAAAAUAUAAAACAGCAUUUCUUUCUGUGGAAAUGUGCAUUGCCAGCAUGUUUUUUUCUUUCUUUUCAAUCUCCUCUUAUCCCAGAGGCUGAUUCUCACUCCCAAUUUUGACUUUACCACUUUGGUAUGCCUUCAGGCAAGUUCUUAGAUCUGGAUCCAGUAUCUCCUAAGACCCUUCAGGUCUUCAGCAGGCUCACUGGACAAUUACAAGGCACACUAUGAGGAGCCUAAGAGUCUUAGCAUGGGUUCCUACUAUCACAAACACACUUGGAGAUUCUCUACUACCAUAAUUAGAUACUUAGAGAACAUCACUGCAACUUUUGCCCAUGAAGCUAAAUUAGCUACAUGCUACGUAGUAUAGCAACCUUUACCAAAAUCUCUAAGCUGCUUGAAAAUAAUUAUGUUGCUCAAACAAAGAGCCAGACAGUUAUAUUGCCCGUAAGAGUAUCUUGCACAGAAAGCUGAGCACAGAAAACACAUUGCAUCUAUUCAGUAGCAGAAAGAACAGCAGAUCUCUGAAGCUUCCUUUACUUGCUGCCAUCCCUGUUAAUGAAUAACAGUGGGCUCAACAGUGAUGAGGACAGUCUGCUCCUGGGAAAGCCCAAUUCCUGGAGUGUAAGACAACACACUACUUCUGUUUGAAGGUGUAGUGGUCACACCUUUCUCCAAAGCCUCAGUCACUUCCCAUUUCUCCAUGAAUUACAGCCACCUCCUGCUAAUAACAGUUUCCCCCCUUUGGUGACACAAAUAAGUCUUGUUCCACAAGAAAACUGCCCAUGACUUGAAAGACAAAUGGUUCUCAGCCUCUUUUAGCCCUAGCAGAUACCUGCUACUGUC